This is a messenger RNA of Odontomachus brunneus, 1588 nucleotides long. It is a transcript of the gene Pyroxd1, whose product is annotated as pyridine nucleotide-disulfide oxidoreductase domain-containing protein 1. Lineage: Eukaryota; Metazoa; Arthropoda; Insecta; Hymenoptera; Formicidae. Bases 34 to 1482 code for a protein of 482 amino acids. The transcript has a single exon. The record is from RefSeq and is a predicted model, not a curated record. Gene Ontology annotation, molecular function: oxidoreductase activity; flavin adenine dinucleotide binding.
UUUUAUAAUUAGUUAUUAUUUCCCCUGUUAAUUAUGGAUGUAACUGAGAACCAUAUGGAAGAAAUGGAAUGCACAUUUGCUGUAGUAGGAGGCGGGAUUGCUGGAGUAUCAUGUGCUGAAGGAUUAAGCUUCCUUAAUCCAGAGGAGAGCAUAAUUUUGAUCACUGCUAGCCCUUUGGUGAAAGCUGUAACAAAUAUAGUUCCGCUUGGCAGAACUUUAAUGCAUUUUGACAUAGAGGAAAAAAGCGCUGUAACUUUGGGUGAAAGAUACAAGAUGUUGCAAGUUAUUCAGGAUACUGUGAUCAAGGUUGAUACAACCAAGAAGCUGAUAGAAACUUGCAGCGGAAAAGUCAUAAACUUCAAGAUGCUCUGUCUUUGUACUGGUGCAAAACCUAAAUUGAUAGCAGAAAAUAACGAUUUUGUCGUAGGUAUUCGUGACACAGAAUCCGUAACACAGUUCUCCCACAAACUGAGAAAUGCCAGAAGAGUUAUGAUUAUCGGCAACGGAGGAAUCGCAACCGAGAUCGUAUACGAGAUGAAAGGUGUCGAGAUAAUUUGGGUUAUCAAAGAUAAACAUAUUUCCGCAACUUUUGUCGAUCCCGGAGCCGCCGAAUUCUUCUUAAACAAGAUAUCCAAGUUCAAUACAUCAGAAAACUUUAGUAAGGAUGCGCCAACCAAGAGAAUGAGAUACGUAAUAUCAGGUGGUAUACCGAUUAAAAAUGGAGCCGCUCUUGGCCCAGACUGGCAAAGCAGUUUCAACAUGAGUGGCACGCUUUCCAAAUCCACAAACGUGCGUGUUGAAUAUGAAUGUGAAGUAUCAAGACUGUUUACUCCCGACGAACAGAAGCAACUUGAUUCUACGGAAGAAUGGCCGAUCUACGCGCAACUGACGAACGGCAAAAUUAUCGGGUGCGAUCUUAUUAUUUCGGCAACAGGUGUCAUCCCAAACUCUGGCAUAUGCGGAUUGGAAAAUGUCGAGAGAGGUGAGGACACUGGACUAUUAGUAGAUUGGAAAUUGGAAACUUCGCAGAAGGAUAUCUACGCUGCCGGAGAUGUAUGCACUGCAAAUUGGCCGAUAGCAAAGCACUGGUUUCAAAUGCGGCUCUGGACGCAGGCUCAUCAGAUGGGUCGUUACGCCGCGAAGUCAAUGGUUUCGCGUCUAAAAGGUGAAGAUUUCCUACAAGACUUCUGUUUCGAACUCUUCACUCACGUGACUAAAUUCUUCAAUUAUAAAGUUGUUUUACUCGGUCUGUACAAUGGGCAGACUUUGGGAAAGGAUUACGAGAUACUUUUACGAAUCACCAAAGACCAAGAAUAUGUCAAAAUUAUCUUACAAGAUGGCAAAAUGCAGGGUGCAGUACUCAUUGGAGAAACGGACUUGGAGGAAAUGUGCGAAAAUUUGAUACUUAAUCAGUUGGACUUGAGUAUAUAUGGGGAGGAACUGUUGAAUCCUGAUAUCGACAUUGAAGAUUAUUUCGAUUGAUAAAAUAUUUUUUUUUAGUAAUGUGCAUUCAAUUUUAAAUUUUCGUAAAUUUUGCGUAAAUUUCGCUGUACUAAAUGUUUACAAUAAAAUUUAAUUUAAUACUAUA